GAUGAGAAGAAACGUAUCGCCAUCGUCGAUGGUGGUAGGUGCCUCGACAAGGAACGGAACUGCAGUGUUUGAAUUUAGUCUUUUUUGCAAGGAUAUCCUGCUUAGAAAGGAAAGAACUUGUACAAAGAUUCUGAAAUCAUUGUUAGUUUUACAUUAAAGAAAUGUCCUCGGCACAUGUGCAAAGACCUGUAAAAGUUGAUAGUUCUGAAGAACGAACUGCUUCAAAGGAUAAGGCAGUACGAUCAAAAGAGAAUGAAAGGUUGCAGAGAAAAUCUGCAUCUGGUGCUACAGGAUAUUUCCCUAAGAAACACAAGUAUGAAAAUGAUGGGAGAAAUUACAAGCGUAAGCGAAUCCAAAGUUUCUGUAUGGGAGGUGGAAAAUUUUUUCCUCCUUAUAAACGGAGGAAGAAGGAAGGAACAAUUAUUCCACCAACGAAGUUUCUUCUUGGAGGAAACAUUUAUGAUCCAUUAAAUUUGAACAGCUUGCAAGAUGAAGAAAUUAAUAGGGCAAUGAAUGCUGUUACGCCAAAGUCAUCUCCUCUACCAACUCCACGACAUCGUAAAGGAGAGAUUGAGGUGAUCAUUCCACCAAAUCUGCAUGAUCCUUUAAACCUCAUAUCGUGUGAAGAUGAUGCAGAAUAUGAGCAACAACUUGUAUCUCCUACUAAACGUGGUCGGAAGUCACGGAACAGAAAGAAAAAACGCAAUUCAUCAUCUGGUGGAUCAUGUAAGGAAGACAGUGUGGAUGGAUCAGUGUCGAUUAUGAACAAUGAAAAGGUCAAAAAUUUGGAGGAAGAAAAGGUUACUUCUUCGAAUGAGAACAUUGUUGCUGCACCUGUUCGGAUACAAGAAAAUCCUGCAAAAAGGGAACUAAGUCUUGAGUUAUCAAUAAAAGAGAAGGACAAGAAAGGUCGUAAGGGGCCUGAAGAUUCCACUUCUGGUAAAGAUAGUAAAAUUGAGAAAAAAUGGAAGCCAGAUUUAAAGGAUAAGAUUGUGAGUCCUGUAAUUCCACAGCCUGGAGCAUGGAAGAGGCCACCACAAUACGGUCACAGAGGUGGUGGAAAUAUAGCUAGGGGAGGUGAUGGUCCAGCAACUGAUGGAAGGUUUAACAGAUUUCGACCAGGUGGUAACUGGCAGCAUAAAAAAGAUCCAAAGCUACAACCAAUGCCAAAUUUCAAAAAGAAGAAUGAUUAUUUCAAGUAUGGAAACUAUUUGAAGUAUUAUGGCUACCGAAAUCCUCAGCAUGAAGUUGACAUUCGUCUGAAAUAUUUUGAAAAACGAAAGGAGUUGUUCCAAGAUAAGGAUGUACUUGAUAUUGGGUGCAACAUUGGUCAUGUCACUUUGAUAGUGGCACGUGAUUUUAGAGCAAGAAGUGUUGUUGGUUUGGACAUAGAUAGAAAACUUAUUGCUAUAGCUCGAAAGAAUGUAAGACAUUAUGUGAACUAUGCUGACUCUCCACCAAAUGAUGAACCUGAACCUGGAGGUGGGAGCUGUGGACAAGAACAAGCAAGUGAUUUAAAGUUCUUUCCCAUCUCAAUGCCAAUUGUAUAUGGUCCUGUUGAUAUACCAGGCAUUAGUCAUGGACAGAGCCCUUCUGCAUCAAAGAAGUUUCCACACAAUGUCACUUUUAUACAGGGUAAUUAUGUGUUGGAAUCCGAUUCCUUGCUGGCAACAGAACAGCCACAAUUUGAUGUCAUAUUGUGCCUGAGUAUUACCAAAUGGAUGCAUCUGAACUGGGGAGAUACAGGAUUGAAGCAAGCAUUUCGGCGCAUGUACUUACAGCUAAGACCAGGAGGGCAUCUCAUCCUGGAACCCCAAGCAUGGGAAUCUUAUAAAAGAAAAAAGAACCUGACUAUUGGACAAUCGGGGUGUAAUUCCUGGCAUGGGGCUGAGAUUUUUCUUCUGGCCUCUGCAUCCAAACCAGCUCUGGGGCCUAGUCAACCUCCUCUCCAUUGGGUACUGGGGGUCCUUUCUAGAGGAGUGAAUUGGCUGAGCAUUAUUAUACUGGCAUUCUUAAUGUCAGCACUUGGUGGAGGGAAGGAGCCACACUGGUGCCUAUUUGAUAAAAACUGGAUGGAGUCCUGGAAUCAUUCUGGAUACAGUGCUGAAGAGAGAUCCCAGCCCCUGCCAGGAAUCAAACUACAGUCAUCCAUUCCAGAGACCAUCUUCAAGAAUUACCACAACAUCGAGUUAUUCCCACAGAAGUUUACAGAAUAUCUUCUUUCAUCAGAAGUUGGUUUCACUCAGUGUGAAGUAAUCGGUACUCCAUUCCACCAGUCUAAGGGUUUUCAGCGACCCAUUCAGUUGUUCACCAAGGGUGAAAUUUCACCAUCUCGUUCAGCAGCCAGUAAUACCAACACACCAUCUCACACAGUUGUCACAGGUACUUCACGAGCCCCUGUUUACAUGCCUGUUAGCAUUUCUAGUAGAGAAAUUGAUGAUGAUGGUGAUGAUACUGUGGGGAAUAACUGUGGUACUGAAACUUACAAAGCGUGUAACAUUGUAGCAGGAGAACUGGUUACAAUGAAAACAGGUGGAACUGAAAAUUUGGAAGAACAUGAUGAUGUUCCCAAUAGGUCUUUCAAUGAUCAUUUUCAAAUGAAUAUUUCAAAUGAACAGGAUAUGAAUCCUGGUGUCCCUCUAAUGAGAGGUAGUCCCCCUGUUUCAACAGACAAUGGUGGAGUAAUCAAAGCAAUGGACAUAGUUAACAGUAUUUCAAAUGUAGGAUCAGACCUUACAGUAAAUGAAGAAAAGGAAAUGGAAUUUGAAAGUGCAAUAUAUGAGAAGGUGUGUGCUAACAUUAAACCGGAGGUUGAUGGAAUAGUUUCAGACAGUUUGACGAGGCAGGAAGAAGUGAUUUCUGUAAGGGUAGCAAAAGUUGAUACAAACAGUGAAAAAUUUGCAUGUGAUAAGCAAAGAGCUAACCCUGAAGCUGUGAAGAUGGAAACAAAUUCUUCUCCGAAUGAAACAUAAAUUAGAACACUAUGGCAGUUUCAGAGGAUAAUGUUAAUCAAUUACAGACUACUCAAAUAUAUAUAUUAUAUGUAAAAUUCUCUAAAAGACUGCAAACAGUGUGAGGAUUAUCAGUGUUGGUAUGCUAAAUUUAUUGAAUAUGUUUACAAUAAAUGGGCCAAGAUUUGGUGUGAUCUGUAUUUUUUUUAUUAAAGACUGAUUAAGAUUAAGUGACAUACACAGCAGUCAAGGUACAGGAGAAGCGUGAUGACAAACACAAAAUAUGUUGGCAUGAAAUUGUUAAAUUUACUUUAUGGAACUGUAUAGAUGUAGCAUAGCUGAGAAUUUGUUUCCAAGAAUUUGUACACAUUCGUGUUGAUUUAACCUUUACUGAACUGGAAUAAGGAACUUAAAUACCUUAUACUGGGCUGCUGGCCAGACUUUAGCUCUGGGGUUAACAGUUACUGUAUGCUACUGUGAUGCACAGCCGAGAAAGGUUGAAUAUGGUGGAACAUCAUGCUUUGUUACUUUAUUUUGUAAGACUUUCUCUCACAGCAUAUUAAUGUAUAUUUUAUGCACAAUGUUGCUUGAUGUGUAUGAUAGUAAAAUAUUAAAAAUUCUAUAUAUAUCUUUUCACUUA
This is a messenger RNA of Zootermopsis nevadensis, 3591 nucleotides long. Lineage: Eukaryota; Metazoa; Arthropoda; Insecta; Blattodea; Termopsidae. The record is from RefSeq and is a predicted model, not a curated record.